GGAUCCCGGGCCUAUUGCCCGAGACUGGAAAAUGAGCCACUGGGCAUCUCUCCACAUCUCAUCUACAGGCUCCAGGGUGCCCCUUCUCAUAUUAAGUAGGAGCUCAAUGGCCAGGAAGAGGCUGAGAAGCCGGGAGCAGAAGGCUGCAAGAGCCCGACUUUAUCUUGCUCUUCAGAGACCUGAGGGCAGGGGGCCAGGUGAUGGGGCCUUUAGUCUCACCUUCUCAACCCAAAAUGGCUCACUUUUCUCUUUACUGCUACCCACACCCAAGCCGUAAGCUUCAGGCACCGUUUUCUUUUCUUCCUCCUCCCUCUCUCCCCCUCUUUUAUUUUUAUUUUUAUUUUUAAAGAAAAUAGCCGUCUGGCAGAAGGGGCCCAGCUGUGGAGAUCUCUCGCCGCCCAGCGAGCUCAGCAAGGGGCCGCCGGUCUUCCGAACCCCUUCCCAGGGAAGGCGGUAAGGCCGAUCAGUAAAUUCUCCAAUUAUUAGCCACCACUAACACAAGGCUUCGGAUCUGGCCUCCGAAUUGAUAGCUGGCAUCUGGCAAGCUUGUUAAAGGGGAUCUGUUUUAACCCCAAACUCCCGCAUAAGAGUUACCACCCAAACCUUAACCGCCCAGGCGGUUGCCGUUCUAUUCUUUGCCCGUGCUGUGUUCCUCUUCUAGGGUCCCUGUCCAUCUCGGUUCCUAGGCCUAGGCUAAGGAUGAGUGGUCAGAAGGAAAAUUCCAAACUUCCCAGGGGCCCAGGAGAACGAAGAGCUUUCCUGCCUCUUCCAGCUUCUCUCCCGCCCAGUCCUGCGGCUCUCUGCUCGCUCGCCUUGUGGACCCGCCGCGAAGCCUAGCCAGGAAGCAGGCCUGGCUGAGCUAAUACAAUUCUUAUAAUUGUUUUUCACACACAACUUCUAACCCUUUCCCCCAUUUCCUUACCUAAGUUGGGUAAGGAAAGCUUAAGGAGGGGAGAUCAAGCAACUACAUCUUUGAUCAUAUUAUCCAGAGUUAAAAUAAAAUGAUGAUGAUAAUGUCAGAGAGGCUAUAAAUAGAGGGGGUAGCCACACCCUAACGAAGUAGGCAAAAGACUCAAAUCCAUCUUCCUAAAGGUUCGACCCUGUGGGUGAGCUGCGGGCCGGGUUUCUUUCUUGCUUGGCGGUUGCACAGAGCCAGCAGAGGUUGGCUCCGCCGCCAUGGCGGCCUGCGGCCCGCGCUCCCGUCAAUCGCCGGGAGGUGGCGCGCUCUGCUCAGAGGCCAACGUCAACCUUCUCCCUGUUUUUCCCCCUUCUCACUUUCUCCCCCCUCUCGGAGGCUCGCAUUGAAUCGGCCCUAACGAUUCUCCGAUCGUCAUUAUUUGUAACCAUAGAGCAUGAAUUACCUCUUGAGGUCAUCAGUGAGAAUUUACGACUGGUCAACAAAAGCACGUGAUUCCCUAACGCCCCCCCAUCCCCCUUCUAACCCCCCCCAUAUUUGGCCGCAUACAUAGCAAAACGAAGUACAGUGCAUCGCUAUAAUUCAUUAAUACAUCAUAAAUCGUGAAGCACAGGGUUAUAACGACCACGAUCCACAAAUCAAGCCCUCCAAAAUCACCCAAAUGAGCUCGUACUUUGUAAACUCCUUCUCGGGGCGUUAUCCAAAUGGCCCGGACUAUCAGUUGCUAAAUUAUGGCAGUGGCAGCUCUCUGAGCGGCUCUUACAGGGAUCCCGCUGCCAUGCACACCGGCUCUUACGGCUACAAUUACAAUGGGAUGGAUCUCAGCGUCAACCGCUCCUCGGCCUCCUCCAGCCACUUUGGGGCGGUGGGCGAGAGCUCGCGCGCCUUCCCUGCGUCCGCCCAGGAGCCCCGCUUCAGGCAGGCGACAUCCAGCUGCUCCCUGUCCUCGCCCGAGUCACUGUCCUGCACUAACGGCGACAGCCACGGCGCCAAGCCCUCUGCUUCGUCCCCUUCCGACCAGGCGACCCCAGCCAGCUCCAGCGCCAAUUUCACCGAAAUAGACGAGGCCAGCGCGUCCUCUGAGCCUGAGGAAGCUGCGAGCCAGCUAAGCAGCCCGAGCCUGGCUCGGGCACAGCCAGAGCCCAUGGCCACCUCUACAGCCGCGCCCGAGGGGCAGACUCCACAGAUAUUCCCCUGGAUGAGGAAGCUUCACAUCAGCCACGAUAUGACUGGGCCAGACGGAAAAAGGGCCCGGACCGCCUAUACUCGCUACCAGACCCUGGAGCUGGAGAAGGAAUUCCACUUCAAUCGCUACCUGACCCGGCGGCGACGUAUCGAGAUCGCCCACGCGCUUUGCCUGUCUGAGCGUCAGAUCAAAAUCUGGUUCCAGAACCGUCGCAUGAAGUGGAAGAAAGACAACAAACUGAAAAGUAUGAGUUUGGCUACAGCCGGCAGCGCCUUCCAACCCUGAGCCCAUCCGGAGGAGCCCUGGGAGGCCCAAGAGCCCGCACCACCCCCAGCCCGACCCUUCCAAUCUUCCCUGCACUGCCGCUGCCCGCUGGGGACCAGUUCCCACGAGCCUGUCCCACCCCAGCCCUGUGUUACAAUUUUUCGUUUGGUCUUAGGUCUUCCCAUGGCUCCCUCUCUCCUGGACUGGUUAUUCUUGUUAUUAUUGUUAAUAAUAAUAAUUAUUAUUAUUAUUUCCCCUCCGUGCUCCCCACUUCUCUUGGCUCGCCCCAAGUUGCCAGUGUUUCUGAAUGUCCUCGUGUCUGUGGUUGCGCUCCUUUCCCCAGGAAAAAGAAAAGAAAAAGAAAUUCGCAUGUUUAAUGUGACUUCCCACUCCCUGUCUGUGUUCUAACUUAUUUAUAAAAGGAUGAUGGCUGUAUUUUGAGUUUCUGCUGGAAACUUCCAUGAGGGGUAGCAGUUGAGGCUGGGUAGUGCUGGGCCCAGCUGAGCUGGCUCUAGGAAUGGAGUCCAUGACUGGUCUUUCUCCCACUUCAGCAGCCCCACCCUGGCCCCACCCCUAGGCUCAGGUAGCUUGUUCCUUGGGGUGGGAAGGGAGCUAGGGAAGGAUCAAAGUGUGGAUCCUGAGAAGAGGAGAGGAAAAGAGCAAGAGUUAGGCUCCUGCUGCCUGGUAGGCCCUACAAGGCCUAGUCUGGAAGUGUAUGGAAUCAGAAAUAAUCCUCAGUGUAAAAUGUCUUGUGGUUUUUCUCUGUGAAUCCGUGGGUCUGGCUAGAAGGCCCAAAGCUUGUAAAUAUAAGGGUAGUCUGGGUCAGGCCAAUCACUUCCUCUCUUACCCAUUUCGCUUCCGAGACCAUUUGUAGUGAGCGAGUGGAUGCUGUGCUACGCGCGUGGUGAAAUCUGUCUUUGCCAGGCCUGUCUCAGUGAUUAGCUUUUGGUAUGUCUGUAGCUUUUCCUUGAAGUCGAAUAAAUGUUUCCCCCACUCCA
Molecule: messenger RNA, 3364 nt
Organism: Rattus rattus (black rat)
Lineage: Eukaryota; Metazoa; Chordata; Mammalia; Rodentia; Muridae
Product: homeobox protein Hox-B5
Exons: 2
Coding region: 1578-2387 (269 amino acids)
Biological process (GO): anterior/posterior pattern specification; regulation of transcription by RNA polymerase II
Cellular component (GO): nucleus
Molecular function (GO): DNA-binding transcription factor activity, RNA polymerase II-specific; RNA polymerase II cis-regulatory region sequence-specific DNA binding
Source: RefSeq, a predicted model, not a curated record